Molecule: messenger RNA, 1350 nt
Organism: Aspergillus nomiae NRRL 13137
Lineage: Eukaryota; Fungi; Ascomycota; Eurotiomycetes; Eurotiales; Aspergillaceae
Product: YgfZ/GcvT domain-containing protein
Exons: 1
Coding region: 1-1350 (449 amino acids)
Cellular component (GO): mitochondrial matrix
Molecular function (GO): protein binding
Source: RefSeq, a predicted model, not a curated record
AUGAUGCGGCCCAGCCCAUCUGUCCGCACGUUAUGUGCUAAUUGCUCGAACAACGCCCGGCUCUUCUCAACCACCGUCCAUCCACGCUCGCAGCAGAAGAGCGAUGCCACUCCAGCUUCCCCGCCGCAAGCCGGUUAUGCUCGCCUUACGAACCGAGGCCUGAUUUCCAUCACAGGGGUCGAUAGUACCACCUUCCUUCAGGGGCUUAUUACCCAGAACAUGUUAAUAACGAACGACUCAAACCGCGCAACCCGUCGAACUGGAUCUUAUACCGCCUUCCUCAACUCUCAAGGUCGAGUGCUGAAUGAUGCUUUUCUGUACCCGCUCCCACAAGCAGACCUUGCGUCGCCCGAUGAACCAGCAUGGCUCAUCGAAGUCGAUAAGAACGAAGUGGCGAGUCUCAUGAAACAUUUAAAGAAACACAAGCUUCGUGCGAAGCUAAAGCUACGUGCUCUCGAAGACGGCGAACGCACGGUGUGGGCCUCAUGGAAGGAACAUGAACAACCCCGCUGGGCCGCAUAUAAUCUUGAAACCCCAUCCUCGUCUCCUUUCUCACCAUCGUCCUCGAUCGCCGGCUGCGUUGAUACAAGGGCUCCCGGGUUCGGCUCCCGCCUCAUCACUCCGGGUGCGGAAGAUCUCCGGACUCAUGUUCCUGAUGAGACUCAGAUUGCCGGUUCGGAGGUGGGUCUUGGAGCCUAUACCGUGCGCCGAAUGCUGCACGGUAUUGCCGAAGGCCAGUCUGAGAUUAUUCGUGAAUCAGCGCUCCCGUUGGAGUGCAAUAUGGAUAUGAUGAAGGGAAUUGACUUCCGCAAGGGCUGCUAUGUGGGCCAGGAGCUUACGAUCCGCACCCAUCACACGGGUGUUGUACGGAAGCGUAUUCUACCCGUGCAGUUAUAUACAGGAGAUCAAAGUGUUCUUGAUUCCGCUGGGGCUCCCGUGUAUGACCCUACUGCGGAGUUGCCUCUACCUCCAAGCGCAGCGAAUAUGUACAAGAUUAGUACACGAAAAGCGCGUAGUACGGGCAAGUUCCUCGGUGGAGUUGGUAACAUCGGUCUUGCCUUGUGCCGGUUAGAGAUGAUGACUGAUGUUACUCUUACUGGCGAGCGCACCCAGUAUAGCCCUGAGCAGGAGUUCAAAGUGUCAUGGGAUGCGGCAGAAGAAGGUUCAUCAGAACACCAGGGGCCUGGAGAGGUCAAGGUCAAAGCCUUUGUGCCUUCUUGGACGAGAGAUUUCAUCCUCAAUGGAGGAGUGAAGAACAACACCCGUAGUCGUGAGGCCGAACAAGGCCAUCGAGCACGGGAGUUCCUAGAGCAAUUAGAAGAAGAAGAGUCGCUCCGGCAGAAAGAGUAA